AUGACAACAAUCGAACACAACUCACAACAAACAAAACAUAAUAGCCAGGCAGCAGCCACGAACGUAGCAGAUGCGGAAGAAGUCAAACAACUGAAAAAUAUGUAUAAAGAUGCGUUGGGACACCUGAAGGAAGUAUUUGCUGAAUGGUCAGAAGAAGACUUACUCUUCACCCUUCAGGACGCUGAAGGUGACCUCGAAACGGCGGUUACCCGAAUUAGUGAAGGCCACGCAUGCCAAUGGGAUAAAGUAAAAUCGAAGAAAACUAAAAAAGAAUCUGGUCCAAAGUCUAAGACUAACGGACCACAACCCGGUAAUAGCCAGCGCGGACAUCAGCGUAACAAUGAUCGCAGUGACCGUGGCGAACGCAACGAGCGUAAUGACCGUGGGCGGCCCCGCAGCGAUGCAUCGACCCGCAGCGGAAGGCACCACGCAAGCGACACUCCCCGUCAUGGCAACAAAACCCGCGAAAACGGUGCCGCCAACGCAGGUUACCAACGUCCGCCACGUCAACUGAACGGUCCCAGCCAGCACGAAGAUAACAACUCUUGGAGCAAACCAAGAAGUAAUAACCAUCGCGCAGCGAAAGAUGGAAAUCGAGGCUCUCAUGGUAUGAAUACGGAUAAUCGAGGAAAAGGUGCAGAAGACGAUGCAUCGAAUGGGUGGAAGACUGCUGACCCUGUUGCCAGUGACGCUAAUUGGGGUGAUAAUGCCGGAACUAAUAAUAAUGGUAAUUGGACUAAUACGCCCGGUGAGAGUAAAACAAAUGAUUCAUGGGACAAUCCUGUAAGCAGCGGCGAAGCAUGGGGUACUAUAGAACAGCAAAAAGAUACCUGGGGUACAACAGUGGAUAAGGUGAAAGAUAAUAAUAGGGUGGUUGAAAGUCAGAAGAGCGAGAAAACAUCAUCAGGAUUGGGCCAGAAACCAAGGACAAUAACUAGUCCGACUAUGUCAUGGGCUCAGAUCGUAAACAGAGAUGAUAACAAGCCCGAAAUCAAACAAGAGUCACUUUCAGCACCAACAAAAAUAGCGCCUGAAGCAAAGAAACCAUCUUCUCCGCAGCCAUCAAACUCUCAAAUAAAAUCUCCCGCAAAAUCACCAGCUAAAUCGCCUGCAAUAGGACAGAUAACACCUAGUCAUACGGAAAGCGAACCUAAUAAUGAACCUCCGGCAAAGGCACCUUCACCUCAACAAUUAUCCGUCUCCAAUAUAUCUCCUUCUGUCACAAUCCCUUCACCACGUACUAAAGAAGCAACGCCAUCGAAUGCUCACAAGAGUAAAACGACUACCAAUCGUCGAAUGAGACAAGUUGCUGCAGUAGUUAUGCCAAGUGCCGGUGCGGAUGUAGAGAGGGUUAGCGUACAAUUUGGUAAUAUGGAUUUAUUGAGUAAUGCCAAUGAUAACAACGACGCGGACAAGUUAUCGAUGAAUGUACCCCACAAGUCUGAAGACAAGAUUCAGACUAAAACUCAGACGGCCGUUGAAGCCCAGACAUCGGUCGCUACUCAAGCACAAGCGCAAUCUGCUCAACAACAUUUACCUCAACCACAAUCGUCUCCACAAACAUUACAAUCAUCUCCACAGCAACAUGCAAAGCAAACUCAACAGCCGCAAUCUGCUGCAACUCCUCAGCAAACAGCUUCUGUUCCUGCGAGUCGCCUUGCGUCUGUUCAAAGUGUUCUUCCCUCUGCUAAUAAUGCACCGUCAGCUAAUCCGGCAGUAUUUGCUACGAAUUAUUUUAAACAACAACAAGAGCAAUCAACCGCAGCUACUGCCUAUCUUGGACAACAGCAUCAUGUAGGUAUUGGCGAACCGCUUUCAUCUCCAUAUGGUUCAUAUCUGCCGAGUCAGCCUCCUAAUCAGAUGUCGCAGUUUACUCUCGCGCCAGCUUUGCACGAGUAUGGUGCUAUGUAUCCAGCCGAUGCGUCUCGCUUGAUGGGUUACUAUCCUUCUGGCGAUCCGAACGCUGGCUAUGGACAAGCGUCGCCUGUUGCCGCUGCUACAUAUGGAACACGUGAUAACAAUAAAUAUGCUGCAGAUACUCAGACAUCGUCUAGUGCUCAGCCUGGUAAUCAAACAUCGGCAUCUCAGCAAGGAUCCAAUCAGCAGCAAGUGCAAAAUCCACAGGCACAGCAACCUCCAUAUCCAAUCAGUACUAACAUGGCACCAUACUAUACUGGGUAUUAUUAUGUUGGAGCACAGUUUCCUAAUUAUGGACAAUCGAGUUAUCAACCAUUUGUAGGUAAAUAUCCGAUGCAUCCAUACCAUCAUUCUACCAAGCCAGGAUCAGCAUCUGGCCCGUCUGCAUAUGGAUAUCCUACGACUCCGACAACGCCCAGCACACCCCAUCAUUAUUCUCACACAUCAUCCGCCGGAUACGAAGAGGUUGCUGGUAGCAACGUACAUCAUCUGCAAGGCGUUCCUGGAAUGCAUGAUUAUCAGAAAAGCUACGGAACCAAUAUUCCUCAACUGCAGAGUUUCCUAGGCAAUAGUGGUGCGAACAAUAAUCAAUCUUCGGCUUCUAGCGCUGGUUCUAAUACACCAACUAGCAAAGGAACUAAUAACAACAGUUCGGACUUGUCAGCCACUCAAUACAAGAGCUAUACCGAUAAACCCUCCGCUGCAGGGCAGAGUAGCGUAGGACAGACUGGUGGUCAUCAGCCACAGCAACAGAAUAAUCCAAACUAUUAUGGGCAGCAAACCCAAGGAGGACAAAUGUUUAAUAAUUAUCAGUAUCAGCAAGCUCACCACCAGUUCCACCCACAUCAUCAGACUACUAAUCGAGGGCAGCAAUAUUGGAGUCAACAGAGCUAG
Molecule: messenger RNA, 2811 nt
Organism: Paraglomus occultum
Lineage: Eukaryota; Fungi; Glomeromycota; Glomeromycetes; Paraglomerales; Paraglomeraceae
Source: the annotation of a GenBank genome assembly